CCCUAAUCCGUCGUCCCCGCCCGCCCCCCCUCCUCCCUUUCCGUUCCGUCUCUGUGCAUAUUUCACUGCCGCGGCAGACGGACAUAAGGCGAGUGUAAUCGCAGAGGGAGGGAAGGGCAGACGGACUUAGGGAGAGAGGGAGAGAGAGGGAUGUCGUUCAUGCGGGGGGAUCUGCUGACGCGGAUGCGGAAGCUGGUGAAGGGCCUCGCCAGGCCCGCCCCUGCCUGGCUCAAAGCCAUGGAACAGGCGCCGCCUGUCACCUUCCCGCGGACCGACGGCAAGAUCAAGAGGAUCGAGCUGCCGGAGGACGUUUACAUCAAGCGCUUCUACAAGAAGCACCCCGAUUCCUUGUAUCACGACCCCGUCAAGAUAAGUGGGUUCGAUCCGCCUCCUUCGCGAGUUUUCGCUUGGCGUGUGUUGGAGCUGAAAGGGCAGGGAGUCAACGAAGAUGAAGCUAUGGCUGUAGCUGAUAUGGAAUAUCUCGCCGAGAAGAGAGCGAAGAAGAAGGCGUACAAAGAACUGAAGCAAAUCGCACGCCUCCAGGGGAAGAAGCCGCCUCCGAACCCAUACCCAAGCGCCAUCAAAGAAAUACAGGCGGAGGAGAAGAAGUUUGUCAGAGAUCGUUUCUUCAAUCCGAAGGUGCUCGAGAUUGUGGAAAAGAUGAAAGAAGAGAAAGCUGCCAGGAUGCUAGAGCAACAGCGAGAAGCCGGCGGUGGUGGUCCGCCACGUAGUCGAGCUUGGUGAAUUCAAUCGUCUGGUAUUUGAACCGAACUGUUCUUUAAAUGCCUGAAAAUUUGAAUGAAAAUCAUGAGAUAUUUUCUAUGUUAUAUUUUUGCAAUAAAAGAAAUGUUGUUGCAUAGGGGAGUUCUUAUAUUAUUGUUUUCUAUUUAAACUUGGCAUGUACAAUGUAGCAUUCCAAUCUUCUUGUAUUAGUAAGCUAUGCGCAUGUCUAUCUAUGAAGCAUCGGAAUCAAUGACGUACAUGUUUGCCGCAAUAUUGAUAUAACAAACGAGACAAAUUUUAAA
Molecule: messenger RNA, 1025 nt
Organism: Ananas comosus (pineapple)
Lineage: Eukaryota; Viridiplantae; Streptophyta; Magnoliopsida; Poales; Bromeliaceae
Exons: 4
Coding region: 151-744 (197 amino acids)
Source: RefSeq, a predicted model, not a curated record